AUGAGUGUAACAGAGAGAAAGAGAGAGCGAGAGAGAUCCAAGGACAGACGGCACUGAGGGGAGGGGAAAUAACACACUCUCAGUCACACCUACCCCUCAGCCUCACUCAGCCUCUGUAAGAGAGACAGAACAGAUCUUGACAUUGUGAGGAAGAUGCAUGUCUACAUCAGAGGAACAUCCAGGACAGGACAAUAGCACCUAAAUCUGCUGAGACAAAUACAUGCCAAGGACUACAAUCAGCAAGCAGCAAGCCCAGAGGGAAGGACAUUUCAGAAAGGGCAACACAGGGUGGAAGAGGCAACAUUUGCAGGUUUAUUUUGUUGCUUAAAAAGGAACUAAAGAGCAAUCCCUAAUAAGCUGCCUCGGAUAUCCAGUGUGUCUCUGUCCGCAGAGAGCUCCCAGUGCUGCUGCUGCUGCUGCUGCUGUGAGGUUAUAGUCUCCGAAAAAGACUGCUUUACAGUCCAGAGACCAUGAGUGAGGCGAAGAAAGGUGAGCUAGCCAUCCGGGAUAAAGCCAUCCUGCACCAGCAGAGGCGUCUCAAGCAGGCCACGCAGUUCACACACAAGGACUCGGCUGACCUCCUGCCCCUGGACGGGCUGAAGAGACUGGGCACAUCCAAAGACUUGCAACCUCACAGCAUCGUCCAGCGCCGUCUGCUGGAAGGAAACAUCACGCGGCUGCGAGGGGAGGCCCGGGACCCCAACGCCAGGGUUCGCUCCCCGCUGGCUGACACCAAGGACGGACCCGCUGACACCGAGGAGAGGAGCGAGAGCACUGCAGACGACUCCACAGAGGAGAGGGAGUCUCUGGAGGAGAGCGAGAGGAGCUUACGAUCGGACGAAGAGGACGACAGCAGCGAAGCCGGAGCCAGACAGACAGCUGAGAAGAGCGAGGGCACGGACAGCUCGACCCUCCUCACAGCUCUGGUUGUUCAAUGCAAGUGCUGCGAGACUGAAGUCAAGGCAUCCAUCAACACCAGCAGCCAACAUAACCACAUCUCCAGCUCCUGCUGCCAGAGGCUGGGACUGGUACCCGGUCAGGACAGUUCACCCUGCGGUGGGAGCAGCUCGGUGACGGAUCUGCAGCUGCAGCUGGGCCGACAGACGGUCCAGUGUUCAGCCUAUGUCAAAGAGGAUGAGGCGUUUGAGCUGUGCCUGGGUCUUCAGACUCUGUUGGAACUUAACUGCUGCCUGGACCUGAGCAGUCGGGUCCUGAAGCUGGAGGGCUGCGGCGAGGAGCUGCCCUUCCUGAACCCUUCGACCGACAGCCACUGCCAACACGACACCAACGAGAACCUGUGAGCCCAACUCGACGGCGGCAACCACUCCCUCGAGUCUCGACCGGUUGCAGCAACGUGGCGCAGUGCCGUUUGUGUCUGGACGAGUCCGAUCACAGUGUCUCUCACACACUGCCAGAACAUGGAUGAGCAUCGGCCACCGUCGUUCUUGAGUUUACAUCAUUGUGUUUGUAGAAUUAAGACACUCACCAUGAUUAUCUUAUAUUAAAAUUAGUCUAGUUUACAGAGCGGGUGAAACCGAUCCGAUCUCUGAGAGUCUAAUCAUUCUUUAUGAUUAUAUUGUAUAUUAAAACCAACUUCUCUGCUUGGGUACACUGAUGAUCUUUAAAAGGGAAAACCAUUAUAAUCAAUAAAGUGAACUUUAGUGGAAUAUUUUGUGAUUUGGCUGAACGAAAAUGACUUUAAAUCAGCAAGUAAAUAAAAAGUGUUCACUGUAAAUCACUGUAGAUGAUCUUAAAGGAAAAGUUUAACAUUUUGGGAUAGUUCUUACCAAGUGAAAUGAGAAGAUAUCACACUCAUGACUGUGCAGUAAAUACGAGGGAGUCCCUAAGAAUCUGUUUUUUCACCCGGGGCCGGUGCCUUACAUCCUGCGCCACACAGAGCGUUGUGUGCUUCAUGCACGUUUUCGUUGGCUCACUUUUUGGAUAAAUUAGCAAAACCAUAGCUGAAAAAGUUGUUUAUCCACCUAAUAUUCGCCUUAACCCUAAAAUUAAACCAACAGAAAACCUCAUGCCUAUUGCUUUGUUUCCACUCCUGUAUGUAACUGGUGUCCGCAGAUUCGUAAAUAUACGGAUGAUGCCUCUAGUGUCCAACGCAAGGAAGUGCAUUUCUUUACAGAUGGAUAGAAACCUGAUAGAAACUACCUGUAGCCAUGACGGAGAAGCUAAUUAUGUCCGUUUUUAGCCAUCCAGUAGUUUGGAAUAUGAGCUUGGAACAUUACUGGGACAAAAACAAGAGCAAUUUUGUAUGGCAACAAAUACAUGAAUAUGUUGGCCUGCCAGGUAUGUGGCAUCUUUCGUGAUAUAUUUAAUUAAAAAGACGUAUGAGCGGUUAAACGAGUCAGUGACGAUCUGACUGUGUAACAGAAUAACAUUACUCAGAUGCACAAUGUGUUCAAAUUUGAUAAACAAAUUCUUUUUAUUUAAACAAACUCACUUGACGACCAACAGGCAACUGAACAGAAGGAAAUAGCCUGUUAGCUAGUUAGCAGCCUGUUAGCAAAGCUAGCACACUUAAAUUUUAAACAUCCAAUAUCAUGGAGAUUCCCAUGGGAACGAAUGGACUUCCGAAUGCCUCAUCUCCGUAUAUAUACGCAAGUGGAAAUAAGGCGUAACUGUAACUACAAAUAUAGACUUUUUUUUUUUUGGUUUAUUUUUUUGAUCAUCAGUUUACGAAGAUACAUUUAGGUUUUUGCUUUCUGUAACGUUACUGCUAGCACUGCUCCAACCACAACUAGAUUUUUACCUCACUGCUGAUAAAUUCUCUUAAAUAAACUGACCAUCAUAAUGUUACACGUUAUGAUGGUCAAAGUAUGUAGAUGGACUAAUUUAUGUCCAACAACAAAAAUCUAUGGGCGAGGGGAAUCUGCAACUAGCAGACAGACUGGGAACAGAUCAAUCAUUGAGUAUACGGUCAAUAAAUUAAAAACACAUGUACGGGAUAUUUCUCUGAUUUUAAAAAGCUGGCUGUGCAGAUUACGCCCUUACUAAACGUGACAAAAAAACCCGAUCGACACUAUCCAAAAGUGUUUCGCGCCCAAUUAUAAAUCAGGCUGUAGUCAUCAGGAGGUAGAGGGGAUGGUGGAUGGCUUGUCACCUAGGCGAGACGACUGCAAAGCUGCAGAACACUGUUUGACACCACCACACAACAAACCUGGUUGUGUUUUAGCGAGACACUGGUGUUUUUUCAGCGGCUGUUUAAUCUUCAAAUGUGGGUGUUUUUUAGCAAACCAUCGCUGUAUUUCCACCAGGAAUAGUAUGAUAAAUAGUGGCUAUUUUCUUACCAAGACAUUUAUGUGUUUCUUGUGAAGACAGUGCCACGAAAAGUGGCAAAACAUGAGCUUUUUCUAACCAUCACCAAGUGGUUUUUGUGCCGAAACAUAUCCACACUUUAAUCACAGCAUUGUUGAAAUGUAAAGUUUCAACGUAUCCACGACAUGAUAACAUACAAAUGUAACAUAUCUGUGGUUUGUAGAAAUGUACAAUGCAAACGUAGAAAGUAGUCUGCACCUGGCUGAGAAAUAGUCUAUUAAAUAAACCCACGUAACACCGCAACUUGGCAUAUUUUCCAUUUCAGUGAUCGUACGAAUUAAACCAUUAAACCUUGUUUGACUGACGUUUAAACUGAGCCAGGCUAGCUGUUUCUCCCUGUUUCCAGUCUUAGUGCUAAGCUAAGCUAACCAGCUACAGCUUCAUAUUUACUGUGCAGACAUGAGAGAGUUAUCAAUCUUCUCAACCUAAUCUCGUCAAGAAUGUGAAAAUAUUUCUUUCCCAAAAUGUCAAACUAUUCCUUUCAGAAUCAACAUGACUUAACUAUAAAGUGUCGGUACUCAGGAUCCCCUUUCCUAGUGUGUAAGAGGAACAUUUGAGAAGUUUUCUGUGUAAUUAGGUUUGGAUCAGGCUACCUCUUUUAGAGACAAGGACGGGUUCUCAUCUAGAAUUUUAAAAAGAGAUCUGAGGAAAACACCACCUUUUCUGAUGUACUUAUAUUCAGCUUUGUAAAGCCCCUUUGCUCUUUUUUUCCCCAUCAAAAGACUGAUGUGGUGAAGUUUUCCAGGAGCACAUUUCCAGUCUGUCAUGACAGCCUAGACUCAAUUACAGUAGUUCCCUAUAAAUCCCUCCUGAUAAAAAUAGACGUCAGGCCAGCCAGCAAAACAUAUUUGACUCAGCUACAGAAAUAUCAAAAACAUUCCAUCUGCAUGACUUUGUAAAGUUCUGCCUUUGUAUAAGUCUGCAUGUUUGUGUACUAGUCUGAUUGUGUCUGAAGGGGCUGUAUGUGUGUGUUUACGUGUGUAUGCGUGCGUCAGGAGUCGAAGCAGGGUUUUUCAUGCCUUGUUUUGGGCUUGUGUUUCACAUGGGGAAAAAGUGGAAUUCGUCCUAUCUUCCCCCCGAACCGGUCCGCCGAGCUCCAGUCUGAACAAGCUGCCAAAAGCCGACCCCAGCUGCCUUCCCUCUCUGCCUCUUUCAGGAGAUUUUCAUCACUCGGCUGAGGCUGUGCUCUGUGCCAAGGCCACUCUUCAAACUCAUCAACCUCUCUAUUCAGAAGACCGGUCUUCUUUGUGUAUUUACCACCUUUUUUUGGCUGAUGUUAUUAACUUUGACGCCUCAUGUUUGUCACAAGAGAAGAACUCCCCACUACAGUGUCACCUGCCUCUCUCGUCUCUCAGUGUUCUCAUAGUUUGGAGAAGCAAGAACUGCCUCAGAUCAUGCUGUGCUUUAACAACACCUGAGCCGUGCCGUGCUUUUGACUGUGCUACAAUAUCCAUCAAACCUCUUCAUGGACAACCGAGUUGCCAGAACAAACUUUGACACAGUACAUUUCUACAAACCAUGGAUAUACAUUUCAUAUGUAGCGAAUAUGUUAAAACAUGAACGUUUCAAUUUUCAAUUUCAUGUUUAGACAAUGCUGUGGUUAUCAUGAACUUUACACACAAAACCACUUUGUUAGUGUUAGGAAAACAUCAUUACAAUACAUGACUACAAAGCUUAAAACAACCGGUUUGGUUUCUACAAAAAGAGCUGGUAAUGGCCCGACCUGUUGCUAAAAAUUAUCUGUUUUUGUCGCUAUAAACACGUCCCAGAUUCUUGUUAAAAAGGACCCACUCUUGUCAUUACAAACAUGGCUGGAAAUGUUCUGAACUAUCAUUUAGAAGUACUCACUUUUGUCACUGCAAACACAGCUGAAAAUGCCCCAAACUCUCAUUAAAAAAUACCAGCUUUUGUCACUGCAAACACAACUGGACAUGCCCCAACCUGUUGUUACCUGCUUUUAAAGCUACAAACAGGGCUGGAAAUGACCCAACCUGUCAUUAAAAAAUAAUUGCAGGUGGACAUGGUCAGACAUGUCACAAAGAAUACCAGCUUUUUUCCACUGCAAACACGGCUGGACAUGUCCCAACUCAUUAAAAACUACCUGCUUUUUUUUGCUAAAAACAGGGCUGGAAAUGUCCCAACCUGUUGUUAAAAUAAUACUGGCCUUUGUCAGUAUGUCGCGACAUGUCAUUAAAAAUACCCAAUUUUGUCGCUAUCAAUCACUACAAAUACAGCUGGAAAUGUGCCAGCGUGUCAUUAAGAAAGACCCACUUUUGUCGCUACAAACACAGCUAAAAAUGUUCCUAACUCUGUUAAAAAUAUCCAGUUUUGUCGCUACAAACAUGGCUGGACAAGCCCCGACCUGUGGUUAAAAAAUACCCACUUUAAUCACUACAGAUACAGCUGGAAAUGUGCCAACGUGUCAUUAAGAAAAUACCAGCCUUUGUCGCUAGAUACAUGACUGAAAAAUGUCCUGACAAGUCAUUAAAAAAGGGAACUGCCCGUUAUUCCGACAUCCCAUUGUUCCGACCAUAUUAAACCCAUUGUUCCAAAGUCCAUUCCGAAAUCAUCAUGAUGCCCUGUGGUUAAGGUCUGGUUAGGUUUAGGCACAAAAACCACUUGGUUAGGGUCAGGAAAAGAUCAUGGUAUGGGUUAAAAUGAAAAAGAAAGUGGCAAACACAUAAGCCGUGAGCCUGCUUCACCUCAAGCCUUUCCCAGCUGACCCAGAGCCGGUCGCGGCGCACCAUCAAGGCAGAAAUACGCCCGCCGGUAGCCGUUCAGCACUGCGGACCAUCGGACUAAUGGGCUGUCGGACCAAUGGGCUGUCGGACCAAUGACAUGGACCCAUUAAAAAAUACCCAAUUUUGUCGCUACAAACACAGAUAGAAAUGUUCCUAACUCUUAUUAAAAAUAUCCAGUUUUGUUGCUACAGACAUGGCUGGACAAGCCCCGACCUGUGGUUAAAAAAUACCCACUUUAAUCACUACAAACACAGCUGGAAAUGUGCCAACCUAUCGUUAAAAAAGGAAGCUGGAAAUGUUCUGACAAAAAAUACCUGCUUUUGUUGUAUGCUAGUCUCAAACAGUGGUCUGCUGCUUGCCAGCCGUCUCACUGAGGUGUCACACCAUCCACCAUCCCCUCCCCUCUCCUCCUGAUGAGAAACAGAGCUCAUACACAUCUUAUCUCAACUACGUCAUAUACAUGAAUCAUACAAUUGUAGCAUAUCCUUGGUUUGCAGAAACGUAUAAUGACAACAUUUUAUUCUGGUAACUGGGUUGUCACGGAGGUCAUCAUUGCGUAGAUUGGCAAUGUUUGUUUCUCUUUGAUGUACUAGUGACCUUCCUACGCCGUAUGAGAGGAUUCAAUGUAUGACAGAAAUUUAUUUUUGGUGUUUCUCUUCUUCUGAACAGUAUUUUCUCUGCCUAAUAAAAAUAUGUAUUCUGGCUA
Molecule: messenger RNA, 6774 nt
Organism: Epinephelus moara (kelp grouper)
Lineage: Eukaryota; Metazoa; Chordata; Actinopteri; Perciformes; Serranidae
Gene: nrip2
Product: nuclear receptor interacting protein 2
Exons: 6
Coding region: 471-1301 (276 amino acids)
Source: RefSeq, a predicted model, not a curated record